This is a messenger RNA of Propithecus coquereli (Coquerel's sifaka), 549 nucleotides long. It is a transcript of the gene NDUFS6, whose product is annotated as NADH dehydrogenase (ubiquinone) Fe-S protein 6, 13kDa (NADH-coenzyme Q reductase). Lineage: Eukaryota; Metazoa; Chordata; Mammalia; Primates; Indriidae. Bases 55 to 429 code for a protein of 124 amino acids. The record is from RefSeq and is a predicted model, not a curated record. Gene Ontology annotation, biological process: mitochondrial electron transport, NADH to ubiquinone. The transcript is spliced from 4 exons.
GCGUCGGCGCUCGGAGACUCGUCGCGCCGGGUCAAGGUUCAGCCGCACAAAACGAUGGCGGCGGCGGUGACCUUCUGCCGGCUGCUGGGCCGGGCCGGCGCGGGGGCGCGGAGCUUGCCCUGGGGCGCCAGGUGUUUCGCGGUGCGGACGUCGCCGACUGGGGAGAAGAUCACGCACACCGGCCAGGUUUAUGAUGAUAAAGACUACAGGAAGAUUAGGUUUGUAGGUCGUCAGAAAGAGGUGAAUGAAAACUUUGCCAUUGAUCUGAUAGCAGAGCAGCCCGUGAGUGCGGUGGAGAGCCGGGUGAUAGCCUGCGACGGCGGUGGGGGCGCGCUGGGCCACCCGAAGGUGUACAUCAACCUGGACAAAGAAACAAAAACCGGGACGUGUGGUUACUGUGGGCUCCAGUUCAAGCAGCACCAUCACUAGAGCGAGUCUUGCACCGCAGCCCCGGGUGUGCGUGCGAGCGUGUCGGCGCUGAGAAUAAAGUACGUGCGGGUCGCUAGUCUGCGUGAGGGGUUCCUGGCGUGGAAUAAAGGGUAUUGCUGG